AUGACUCCCGAAAAACACACUAAUAUAAUAUCUCUUCUUAGAGCAGCCAUCAGUAUGCUUCGAGCAUUGAUCACUUCUGAACCGCGACGUCGAUCUCGACGAGCUUGCGAUAGCUGCAAACUGCGCAAAAAGAAAUGCAAUGGAGAAAGUCCAUGCAAAAGCUGUGUUCAACAACAUAGAGAGGCGGGUUGUCGAUUUUCACGCCGGUCUGCUCGUCUACUGAAGUCCUAUCCUAAAGACACACCGAUUAUUUCUAGUGAACCGGAAGCUCCAUGUAUGCAAAAUGCCGCGAAUCAUUUGAUAUGCUCCCCUGGGAGCAUUGGAAUGGACUCAGAACAGCAAGUUCAAAACGAGGAGAAUGUAACAGUUCCGGUGCCUAAAGCGGCGAGGCUUCUUCGUGAUGGAGAAGGGAGGUUUGUGUGUAUUGGUGACUCUGCCGGUCUGUCUUUUCUACAGAUUGUGCGUCGUAUCAUAGCAUCAUCUGCCGGUCCAUGUCAGUUUACCGAGGAUCAUUCACGACACUUUAUUCUCGAGGCUUUGCAGAAAAAUACGCACAUUCAGCACGGACCCCUCACCGCGCCACCGAGUCAAGAUAAAGCUCGGGAGCUAGUUCAUCAGUUCAUACUAGUGACCAAUCCUUUAUUGGAUCUCUUCAACCUGGAAGAUUUCUACCUACGAUUGGCUACUUGGGUGUCUAAUCCGUCUAGCCAUGAAGCUGGUGUCAGCGCCAUAUUCUACCUAAUUAUCGCCAUUGGCACACAAGUUUCCAAUGUCGACCAGACUUUGGCAGAACAAUACUUUGGCAGCGGCUAUCAAUUGGCCUUUUCAACCCUGCACGAAACGCCUAGCAUCCAUACCGUCCAAUCUUAUAUCUUGAUUUCCGUGUACAUGCUUGGUGCGUGCAGACGCAAUGGUGCAUUCGUCAAUCUUGGGAUCGCUGUACGCGCAGCAUACGCCGUGGGGAUUCACCGCAAAGAAACUAAUACUUUUUUCAAUAAACAAGAGCGACUCAUCAGGGAGCGAGUUUGGAGAAGUCUCCGCAUGAUGGAUUUAUUCCUUAGUGCUUCCCUAGGGCAACUUCCAGCUACGUCAAGCGAUGAUAAGAACAUAAUAUCAGACCAGAUACCAUCUGCUGCGGUGACUUCUUUGUGUCAGAUCUUCGAACAGAUUUUGACAGGGGUUUAUACGAAGCAAACUAUAUCAGUCGGCCAUGCCGAAAGAAUAUCUGACCAGCAUCGAGCCUGGGCUAGUGCUCUGCCUAUAGAGCUCAGGAUACAUACAGAGAGAUCAGACGGCAAGACCCUAGAGGGUAGCCUUGCUGCUAGCCACUUACUCGGAUCAUAUUACUGGUCGAUCAUUCUUCUGACCCGGCCUUUUCUCGUUUACCGCCUAUCUCAUCACAAGAGGAACAAAACCGACUCGGCUUCCUCUUCUGGAUCGUACGAUGACAGCGCUCGGAUCGACCUUUUUGCCGACGCGUGUGUCUGCUCUGCGCUGCGAACCCUCGAUGUGAUUGCCGGAUUAUGCCAUUUCCCCUCCCUUCCACGACGCUUACCAUUCCUCAUCAACUCUGUCUUCAACUCCGCCAUCGUUCUCGGUGCUGCAUACUUCGCUGAUUACGACAAAUUACUACCACUCAAAGAUGGCAUGAACAAAGCGGAAGUUUUUUUGGACCUAUUCGUUCCGCACGAUCCUCAUGCAUGUCGCCUUCUCCAAAUAAUAAAAUAUCUUCGUGCUGCCGUGCUGAAAUAUGUGAAACGCCGGAAUCACCAAUGGAUAGAGGAAAGCAGUGGACAGGUCGAUCAAACCUUUGGCCAUGUAGGUGGUAAAGGAGAAUAUUUUUUCUUGACACCUGGUCAGCAUGAGCGUGAUAGUCAUACCCGACGCUUUAAUAUCCAAGAUCAACAACAACAAAGAGAUCAAGCUGCACCCGUAGCUUUUCUCGACCAAUCAGGAGCUAAAGUCACCAGCACAACAGAUACUCGGUCUCCAUAUCUCACAACACAGCCGUCACUUGCUGCAUCUGAUGGCCUGCCUCUCUCAAGUCACGAUUUCUGGGAUGCUCUUUUCAGCGUGUCAGAUGGCAAAACAACUCUAUCAUACGAUGCUCUGGCCACCAAUGGAAUGUCUGAUAAAUGCCCUCUUGGCUUUAACAUCCCAGCUGAACAGUCUCCGUUUUCUGAUGAACCGUCGCCUAUUUCAGAUGUGACGCUGCCUGGCAAUAAUUCGUUUUCUUUGUUGGAGGAUUACCUCCGACUCCUGGAGAGGGAAUCACUUUCUGCGUGA
This is a messenger RNA of Penicillium odoratum, 2286 nucleotides long. Its product is annotated as Zn(II)2Cys6 transcription factor. The transcript has a single exon. Lineage: Eukaryota; Fungi; Ascomycota; Eurotiomycetes; Eurotiales; Aspergillaceae. Gene Ontology annotation, biological process: DNA-templated transcription; positive regulation of transcription from RNA polymerase II promoter by galactose. The coding region runs from base 1 to 2286 and encodes 761 amino acids. The record is from RefSeq and is a predicted model, not a curated record. Gene Ontology annotation, cellular component: nucleus. Gene Ontology annotation, molecular function: zinc ion binding; RNA polymerase II cis-regulatory region sequence-specific DNA binding; DNA-binding transcription factor activity, RNA polymerase II-specific.